This is a messenger RNA of Echinops telfairi (small Madagascar hedgehog), 1034 nucleotides long. RefSeq names its product synuclein alpha (gene SNCA). Gene Ontology annotation, cellular component: cytoplasm; neuronal cell body; axon terminus. The transcript is spliced from 5 exons. The coding region runs from base 26 to 448 and encodes 140 amino acids. The record is from RefSeq and is a predicted model, not a curated record. Gene Ontology annotation, biological process: synaptic vesicle endocytosis; synapse organization; chemical synaptic transmission. Lineage: Eukaryota; Metazoa; Chordata; Mammalia; Afrosoricida; Tenrecidae. Gene Ontology annotation, molecular function: cuprous ion binding.
AGUGGUGUUCAGGAACUCAUAAGCCAUGGAUGUAUUCAUGAAAGGACUUUCAAAGGCUAAGGAAGGCGUGGUGGCUGCAGCUGAAAAGACCAAACAGGGUGUGGCAGAGGCAGCUGGAAAGACAAAAGAGGGUGUUCUCUAUGUAGGCUCCAAAACGAAGGAAGGAGUAGUUCAUGGUGUGACAACAGUGGCCGAGAAGACCAAAGAGCAGGUGACGAAUGUUGGAGAGGCGGUGGUGACAGGUGUGACAGCCGUAGCACAGAAAACGGUGGAAGGAGCAGGAAAUAUUGCAGCUGCCACUGGCUUUGGCAAAAAAGAUCAGACGGGCAAGAAUGAAGAAGGUGUCCCACAAGAAGGAAUACUUGAAGAUAUGCCUACAGAUCCUGACAACGAGGCUUACGAAAUGCCUUCAGAGGAAGGCUAUCAAGACUACGAACCGGAAGCCUAAGAAGAACAUUCCUCCCAGUUUCCUGAGACCUACUGACAGAUGUUCCCUCCUGUAUCAGUACUCCAUUCCAAUGUGCUCAGUGAUACUUUCUCCAAGUCUUACAGUGUAUUUUGAAGUCUUCCAUCAGCAGUGCUUGGAGUAACUGCCCCGGCCCGUAGCGUCUCAGUGCUCCCUUCUCACUGAAAUGAACAGACCGUAGCAGGGUCCUUAUGUGCUGUGGGUCUUGUGGCUUCAAACUCUAAAUGUUAAAACAAAUUAAAAACACCUAAGUGACUACCAUGUCUUUCUAAAUUGUUGCUAUUUGGGGCUAUUUGUUGUUGUUAUUGAGAAGUGAUGAGUGAUUUGUUAUCAUAUCUUCUAAGAUUUUUAGUCAUCUUUUAACAAUUCUUUUCUUGUUCAGGAAUAAUGAGGUGGUGUGAAAUUUGUUUAUAUAAACAUAUAUAUAUAAUACUUUAAAAACAUGUGAGCAUGAAACUAUGCACCUAUACAUAUUAACUAUGACAUUUUACUGUUUUGUGGUGUGUUUUAUUAACUUGUGUUUGGAUAUAAAUGGUGAAAAUGAAAAUAAAAUCUUAUUCAGUAUGAA